This is a messenger RNA of Poecilia latipinna (sailfin molly), 3485 nucleotides long. RefSeq names its product gastrula zinc finger protein XlCGF26.1-like. Gene Ontology annotation, biological process: regulation of transcription by RNA polymerase II. The coding region runs from base 327 to 2330 and encodes 667 amino acids. The record is from RefSeq and is a predicted model, not a curated record. The transcript is spliced from 2 exons. Lineage: Eukaryota; Metazoa; Chordata; Actinopteri; Cyprinodontiformes; Poeciliidae. Gene Ontology annotation, molecular function: DNA-binding transcription factor activity, RNA polymerase II-specific; RNA polymerase II cis-regulatory region sequence-specific DNA binding.
AUUGCUUGGCAGUUCUAACACCCUCGCCCUGGGUCUGAUUGGUUGUUUCUGACUGGUAGUGGCCAGAAAUGACCAAUAGCCAUCUAAAUCCUAUUAUUGGCUUCAGAUGCCAAUAAUAGCACAAGGUGGAAGUAGAGGAGAUUGAUCUUUUCACAGUUUGUCUCAUAUACUGUCACAACAUGGUGACAGUUUUAACAAAUAUGGAAAAUAUAUUUUUGUAAAAGUUACAGCUUUAAUGAACCAUUCUAAGUAAAAGCUCUCGAUGUAAGCCAGCUCUGGCGACAUUGACAUUGGGGUGUAUUGCCUGCCCACAGGUUAUUUAUUUUAUGUGGUAUUUGUUUUGCUUGUUUUUAAGCUCAGAGUGGCGAACUUUCUAUUAUUCCUAUCUCGAUUUGACACAGUGGAGGCUCCUGGACUUCCUGUAUCUGUGCCGUCUGUCCCCUGCUCUUUUUUCAGCCGUUACAAGCCAACAAAUGACAGAACUUUGCACAAUUUUUCUAAACAAGCCAAAUCUUCCACAAUGCUGUGAAUAUAAAAAGGAGGAAGUUUUCACUGAGCUCAGGAACCAGGAUGGGAACUCCACUUUAGAGCAAGGCAAAACAGAACCUUUGGUGAUAAAAAUAGAGCAAGAAGAGCCAAAACAUCUGGAGAUAAAACUGUUCAAAGUGGAAGACAAUCAACCCUUCUUCAGUCCGGAUGAAGAGCAGCUUUUGCUGAAACAGGAGACUGGAGACAUUUUGGUGACUCCUUCUAAUGUGCAAAGAAUCAGUGAUGAAACAGAACCUAACAGUAACCAAAAACUGCAAAGGAAACAUCACCAAGACCAAAAUUUAUUUGCCUGUAAAAUCUGUGAUAAAAUCUUUACCUUAAAUAGUAAACUGACUAAACACAUGAGAAGUCACUCAGGGGAGAAGUCCUAUUCACAUAAAACCUCAAGAAAAAGUUUAGAUCUUGACAAUACAACUCAUACGGAAAAGAAGCUUUCCUCGUGUGUUAUUUGUAGAAGAAGUUUCAGGAACAAAAGUAAUUUAAACAAUCAUAUGAAAAUUCACAGACCUCAGAAGACUUUCUCAUGUCCAACCUGUAAAAAAACUUUUACCCAAAAAAGUAAUUUAACUACUCACUUGAGGAUUCACACAGGCAAGAAACCUUUCUCUUGUGUGACCUGUGGAAAAAAAUUCAGAAACAAAUCUCAUUUAAUUUCUCACAUGAGAAUUCACACUGGUGAGAAGCCCUUUACAUGUAUGACUUGUGGAAAAAGUUUCACUCAAAUAGGUCAUUUAGGUACUCAUAUGAAAAGUCACACAGGUGAAAAGGCUUUCGCAUGUACGACUUGUGGAAAACAAUUUAGGGAAAAAAGGGGUUUAACUUCUCACAUAAGAAGCCACACAGGUGACAAGCCUUUCUCAUGUGGCACCUGCCGAAAAGGUUUCUUCACAAAAGAUGGUUUAAGUUAUCACAUGAGAAUUCACAAAGGUGAGAAGCCUUUCUCAUGCAAGAGCUGUGAAAAAACGUUCACCAGUAGAAGUUGUUUAGCUUCUCACAUGAGGACUCAUACUGAUGAAAAGCCUUUCUCAUGUGGGACCUGUGGAAAACGUUUAAGUAGCAGAUCUCAUUUUACGUAUCACAUGAAGACUCACACUGGUGAGAAGCCUUUCACAUGUUGUACUUGUGGAAAACGUUUCAUUCAAAAAAGUCAUUUGGCUACUCAUAUGAAAGAUCACACAGGGGAGAAGCUUUUCACAUGUGGGAUCUGUGGAAAAGGUUUUAGUCUAAAAAGUUGUUUAACUAUUCACAUGAGAACACACACAGGUGAGAAGCCUUUCACAUGUGGGACCUGUGGAAAGUGUUUCUCUACAAAAGAUGGUUUAAACUCUCACAUGAGGAUCCACACAGGUGAGAAACCAUUCUCAUGCAAGUGCUGUGAAAAAAACUUCACCAAUAAAACCAAUUUAACUUUUCACAUGAGAAGUCACACAGGUGAGAAGCCUUAUUCAUGUAUGACAUGUGGGAAGAGUUUUAGGGUAAGAAGUUCUUUAACUAUUCACAUGAGGACUCACACAGGUGAGAAGCCUUUCUUAUGUAUGACUUGUGGAAAGAGUUUUAGUGCUAGAAAUUGUUUAACAAUUCACAUGAGAACUCAUACAGGUGAGAGGCCUUUCUCAUGUGUUAAAUGUGGAAAGCAUUUUAGGGAAAAAGGGGCUUUAACUACUCACAUGAAAAUUCAUACAGGUGAGAAGCCUUUCUCAUGUGAGAUCUGUGGAAAAAAUUUCACCAAUAGAAAGAGUUUACCUGUUCACAUGAGGACCCACACGGGUGAGACGGCAUAAUGUGAACCUGAAGUACCAAGUUGCUCUGUAAUUUACCUUGUAUUCUGUACAACUGACUAAAGGGCCAAUAUUGUCCAAAAGGUCACCCCUCCCCUUCAACUCAGCUCCUUCAGACUAGCCAGGAGUAAUUUUGCAAACACCUAGUGGAACUGCACAUCUUUUUGAGCUCAUAUGAGCUACUUCUUAGUACAACGCUGGUAAAAAUGUUGCUAAAGGUUUAAUAGUGGGGCGAUGUUAUGAUGACUUCCUGAAGACGGUGUUUCAGAAGGAGCAAGAGUUUUAUAAAAAGACAGAGGCCCAACUUCAAGGCAUUAAAUUACAAAGUUUUUUUUAAUAUUUGAUAUAGAUAGCAUUUUAUAACUGAAGGUAACAUGGAUACUUUAUUGUGCUAUAAAAUGGCACUAUAUGCCUGGAAAACAUAAUGUUGCCCCUUUAAAAUGUAGCAUCUUGGAUUGAAAAAAAGGCUUUUCAAGUAGCUUAAGCUGAAAUAAUUAAGUUCUUCUGAUGAUGUCACAUUUCUAAACGUAUUUAAGUGAAAACCAAUUAAAGGAAUGAUGGAUCUAAAUUAUUUUAAGAAUCACAUUUGUAAAUCUUUUGAAGUCUUUUUCUGUUUUUAUGCUUUAUUGUAUCUACACUGUUUUUGUUCAGUUAUUAUAGCGAUAACCGUAUCGAUUGAUAAAUCACAAAAUAGUUGCCCAUUUGGAUUGAUUAAAAGCUAAAUAUUACACAUUACUUGAAUUAUUUUCUCUCAGUUUGAAAUACUGCCGAUUAUGCUGGGUUUCCUUAGAUAUAAACUUUUUAAGCUACUUUGAAUAAUUAACUGAACUUACUAUAAUGUGUCAUAACUAGAAUCAAUUGAAAUGUUUGAUUGAAUUGAAAUUAUUUUUUUGGUAAAGUUCGUUGAGACGACAUUUGCUAUGAAUUUGCGCAAUAUAAGUAAAACUGAAUUACAUUUUUUUUUUAAACAUCUUUCUUGAUUUAAUUCUUCUUAAAGGUACUCUAAAUUGUAUGUUUGUCUUUUACACAGUUUGGGUUUGAAAAGGUUUUUAUUUUCUUAACAUGUUAGAAAAUGUAUUGACGAAUUUCUGAUACAAAAAUGGAAGUGAAAAACAUUGUAUUUGUAAUUCUUAUGUAAUAAACUAAAUUCACCAUCAA